AGCGAGUUAAACAGAGAGGAACAGACGUGGAUGAUUAAUGACUCCCACUAAGUUUGAAAGCACUUUAGGUUAAAUCUCGAACAAAAAGAAUCGUUUUGAACAGUUAAAUGUAUUUUAAAUAUCACAAUUAUCCUUGUAAAUAAACAAAAGUCCGUAAAGAUGGCUUACAAAGCGAAGCUUAAGGAGUUUGACCUCGUUUUGGAACAAGAUAUUAUUAAGCUUGAAGCUCUAAAGAAGAUCUCAUUCCACGGAAUUCCUGAUGAUCAAAGUAAGAGAGCCCUAUGCUGGAGACUGCUGUUAAAUUACCUGCCCGAAGAAAAAGCUUUAUGGAACUCUGUAUUGACAGAAAAACGAAACUUAUACAAACAAUUUAUAGAGGAAAUGAUUGUAAUGCCAGGUGAGAAUGAGGGCAAUGGAGACGUAACUGCCGGUGAUCAUCCUUUAAGUAUUAACCCGGAGAGUCAAUGGUCCACCUUUUUUCGAGAUAAUGAAGUUUUGCUUCAAAUAGAUAAAGAUGUUCGCAGGCUGUGCCCAGACAUAUCAUUCUUCCAACAACCAACAGAAUUUCCCUGUGAAGAAAUAGUGAAUAGUUGCGAUAUGAAAAGACUGCAUACGCGAGUGCAAAGAAGCGUUAUGAACUGCGCUAAUGUGGAACGACGCGGAUUAGGUAUAACUAAAAUAGGCAUUCCUGGUAAAAAAAUGUCGGAAGAUUACGCCCCGAUGGAAGAAGGAAAAGAGGCUCACUGGGAGGUAGUUGAAAGAAUACUGUUCCUAUACGCUAAGUUAAAUCCUGGCCAGGGAUACGUUCAAGGAAUGAACGAGAUUAUUGGGCCAAUAUAUCACGCCUUUGCUUCCGAUCCUGAUAUUAAAUUUAGAGAAUUUGCGGAAGCCGAUAGCUUUUUUUGCUUCACAAAUCUCAUGUCCGAAAUUAGAGACUUUUUCAUAAAAAGCCUGGAUGAAUCUGUUCAUGGAAUCAACACGAUGAUGAACACACUACUACAUCGGUUGAAAAACAGUGACCUCGAUGUAUGGCUAAAGUUUCAACAGCAGGAUUUAAAACCACAGUAUUACAGUUUUAGAUGGAUCACAUUGUUAUUAUCUCAGGAAUUUCCCCUACCAGAUGUUUUGCGGAUAUGGGAUACAUUGUUUUCAGACGAAAACCGUUUCGAUUUCCUUAUCUACGUAUGCUGCGCCAUGAUUAUAAUUUUACGAAACCAAUUACUGGAAGGUGACUUUUCCUCCAAUAUUAAACUGCUACAGAAUUUUCCACCCAUGGAUGUUCAAGUAAUCCUUACAAAGGCCGUAGAGUUGUCCAAACUGAAACUCUUUUGAUAUGGGCACAGUGUUCGUGGUAAAACA
Messenger RNA from Dendroctonus ponderosae (mountain pine beetle), 1359 nucleotides. Its product is annotated as TBC1 domain family member 13. Gene Ontology annotation, molecular function: GTPase activator activity. Lineage: Eukaryota; Metazoa; Arthropoda; Insecta; Coleoptera; Curculionidae. Gene Ontology annotation, biological process: activation of GTPase activity; intracellular protein transport. The record is from RefSeq and is a predicted model, not a curated record. Bases 160 to 1332 code for a protein of 390 amino acids. The transcript has 9 exons.